Monodelphis domestica (gray short-tailed opossum) is the source of this 3141-nucleotide messenger RNA. RefSeq names its product disintegrin and metalloproteinase domain-containing protein 1a-like. Gene Ontology annotation, biological process: binding of sperm to zona pellucida; proteolysis; male gonad development. Lineage: Eukaryota; Metazoa; Chordata; Mammalia; Didelphimorphia; Didelphidae. The record is from RefSeq and is a predicted model, not a curated record. Gene Ontology annotation, molecular function: metalloendopeptidase activity. Gene Ontology annotation, cellular component: external side of plasma membrane; sperm head plasma membrane; plasma membrane.
UUCUAAGAGUUGGCCAGGCAACCAAUGCACAAUGGGGGAGGGGUGUUUUUAUGUUGAUUCUGGGCUAAGGAAGAAGCAAGAGUUGAUAUUUUUUUAUCCCGUUGUCCCGAGUCUAGUACAGGACUAUGACACCAUUUGGUAGAUCCAUCUUUGGGGGCAAAGGAAGUGUAAAAAUGGAGCCCAGAGUAGACUAAGGAGUACCAGAGCCAUUGCUGUCAUAGGGGGAAUCACAGAAUCAGACUGUGGCAAGGACCAAAAGGGGGAUCUGCAGAGGGCAGAAGAAGGAGCCAGAGUCAUCUGAGUACCUAAAAAGAGCCUUCAGAAUUGGAACCAACUCCUUUGCAGGCAGUCUGUAGAGAAAUGGGGUAAAGGAAUAUGACACUGAACCAAAAGGUGAGUCUCUCAAGGACAGAGACCCAGGCAUCAUCAGCUGCUUCAAGAGGGCCUGGCUGUGGCUCCAGCUCCAGUUACUCCAGUUAUAUUCCCGGACCCCUCUCCCAGGGAGCCAAGUGGCCAUGAAUGAGCUUAGAAAAAAAUAUCUGUUCCAAAUGCCCCAGAAAAGAGUCUGGGGACUUGGCCUGGGCUCCUCCACUAUUGGCUUGGGAUUCUUCUUCCUCUGUUUGGGCAUGCUUCUCCCAGGCAUUCCCUAUGCCCAGGGAUAUUAUUCUUAUUAUGAAAUAGUCAUCCCCAGGAAGUUAACGGAAUCACUAGAGAAAAUAUCCUACGCACUAUUAAUGAAAGGCAAGAGGCAAGUGAUUCAACUGAAUUUGAAAAGAGGAUUAUUUGUCAAGGACUUUCCUGUCUACACCUACACCAAGGAGACUUUAGACCUAGACAUGCCUUUUAUCCAGGAUGACUGUUAUUAUGAUGGAUAUGUAGAAGGCCAGCUGGGGUCCCUGGUAUCCCUCAGCACCUGCUCAGGUCUCAAAGGAGUCAUAACUAUAGAUAAAUCAGUCUACCGCAUUGAGCCCAUUGGUACCUCAAAGGAGUUUGAACAUGUCUUGUAUCACAUGGAUGGGCAUGUGAAAGGCUCCUGUAAGGUCAGUGGAGAUCACUCAAAGCUCACAUCCAAUCCGCAACUAAGAAGGGAUGAGGACAACCUCAAUGAGGAGUCACAGCCUGUUCAAUUUCUCAACUACGUGUGGUCACACACCAAGUACCUGGAGAUGUUUGUCGUGGUGGACAAUAAGAGGUUCCAAAUGUGGAAUAGCAAUGUGACCAAGACAGCCCAGAUGGUGAUGGACGCCCUUGCACACGUUAAUACCUACGUCUGGAGAAUCAAGCUCAAGGUGGUCCUGAUAGGUUUGGAGAUCUGGACAGAGAAGGACCAGGUGAAGAUUUCUGAGGACUUGCAGGAAGUCCUCUAUAAUUUCAACCAUUGGAGAGAACAGGUGCUGUUCAUUCGGGCAAAGCACGAUGUUGCCCACCUCAUAGUGGGCCAUGAUCCAGGAGAGUACAUAGGAGAAGCAUUCUUCAGUGGGGCCUGUGUGUCCAAGUUCGCAGCAGGAGUGGAAACCUUCUAUCAUGAAGAUGUCUCCCACUUUGCAUUGCUCAUGGUCCAUGAGCUGGGCCAUAACCUGGGCAUGGAGCAUGACCAUGAGUCUUGCAUCUGUUUUGACCAUCCCUCCUGCAUCAUGCUUAGAACUAUCACCUUUGAGAAUAAUUUCAGCAACUGUAGCUUAGACUAUUUCUAUGAAUUUUUGCGACAGCACAAGGGAUCCUGCCUCUAUGACAAGCCGGUGCCUAGAGGAUUGCUCAGGAAACCCUUCUGUGGGAACCAUGUAGUAGACAAAGGAGAAGAGUGUGACUGUGGCUCUCAUGGUGACUGUAGGAAGGACCAGUGCUGCCUUCCCUCUUGCCAGAUGAGGAUGAAUUCAGAUUGUGCUUUUGGGCCCUGCUGCAAAAAGUGCAAGUUUCUGAAGGCAGCUACACCCUGUCGUCCCAGUGUGGAUGAGUGUGACCUCCCUGAAUACUGUAAUGGUACCUCCAUGUGGUGCCAGCCAGACACCUACAAGCAAGAUGGCACCCCCUGCAGGGGCCCAGGUUACUGCUACCAAGGACGGUGUAGGAGUGUGGAGAACCAGUGUGUUCAAAUUUUUGGGGAGGGCUCCAGAGCUGCCCGUAAGAGCUGUUACCAUCUCCUGAACACCCAGGGAGACAGGUUUGGGAACUGUGGCAGUAACCAGAAAGGCUUACUCAAGGUGUUUGUCAAGUGUAAUCCUGAGGAUGUCAUGUGUGGGAGGCUGCUGUGUGAAGACAUCCCAAGGCUGCCCCAAACUAGGAACCAUCACACUCUUAUCCAGAUCCCCAUUGAGGGCACUUGGUGCUGGGGGAUGGACCUCUUUGAGGACAUGGAUGAUGACCCUGAUGGGGGGGCUGUGAAGGCAGGCACCUCAUGUGGUCCCCAGAAGAUCUGUAUCAAUAGAACGUGUUCUGAUUUGCAGGUGCUACAAUCUGACUGCAAGUCAGAGGUCACGUGUCGUGGGAGAGGGGUCUGCAACAACCUCAAGCAUUGUCACUGUGAUUAUGGCUAUGCCCCUCCCACGUGUGAUUCCAAGGGCUUUGGAGGCAGUGUGGACAGUGGCCCCACUCAGGAGGCCGGCAUUGCUCCUCUAUCAAUCAUAGCCCCGGGAUUCCCUGAACGAAAUAAUCCUCCUACUCAAGCAGUCCACUUAAAUUUUCCUAGAGCUAUUAGAGCUAAUGUUGAAUCUGAUAUAAUAGAGGACACUUCUGAAGACCCCUUAAUCAGCUUUGGUCCCACAGUGGAAAUUCCUCCUCCCAUACCUACAACACCUGCAACCAAGAAAAUCCCGGCCGCCCUCGUUCUGAUCUCAGCCUUGAUUAUCAAUAUCAUCCUCCUCCUCAUGCUGCUUUCUUUCAUUUUUGUUGUCUUUUUCUGCCAAAAGGCCCCUCCAAUAAUUUGUGAACGUCAAGAGAAGAAGCCUUAACCUUCUCCAUGAGGGAACAUCAGGUGCUACAUGCAAGGAGAAAGGUACUGGGAGGCCUGCCUUUCUGGCAUUAAGUGGUGCCCAUGGCAUGACCAUGGAAGUAGAAGUGGAAUAGCAUUUCCAAAAAAAUGUGUGCAUGUGUUUUGCAGUUUUCCCUGAGAUUGAGAGGGUUAGAAUAAAAGAAUGAAUUCAA